Molecule: messenger RNA, 558 nt
Organism: Neolamprologus brichardi
Lineage: Eukaryota; Metazoa; Chordata; Actinopteri; Cichliformes; Cichlidae
Source: RefSeq, a predicted model, not a curated record
AUGACGUUUCUCUAUCUCUCAGCCCAACAGGUGGCUUUCUCAGCCUCUCUGCUGGAGCAAGGUGGUGGAUCUUAUGCUGGACCAUUUAACACAGAGACUACUCUGAUCUUCAAACGCGUUGUCACAAACAUUGGAAAUGUCUACAACCCAGCCACAGGUAUUUUCACUGCACCAGUGAGAGGAGUCUACAACUUUGAGUUGACCCUGCAUGGACACGGAAACAAUGACAAUCCUACAUCUGCUAGGUUGUUCAGGAAUAACGAGCUCAUUUUUACGGCAUGGGAACAUCAGACAACACAUUCUAUAAGUACCUCUAAUGGUGGCUCACUGCUUCUAGAUGCUAAAGAUCAGGUGUAUGUGCGCCUCUGGCCUGGUGGGAGGAUAUUUGAUGAUUACAAUCGUCACACCUCCUUCAGAGGUCAUCUGCUUUUCCCCAUGUGAAAGGUGUACCAGCUGCAAACUUCCUGUUUGGGUUGUCUUGUAGCUUUUUCUUUAUUUUUUCAGAAGUAAAACAGGAAGUUAAUCACCUGCUGGGAUCAGUGAAACUGUUUUCUUAUU